AUGGAACAAGUAAAUGCGAUUUCCGCUUCAUCUUUUUAUGGAAAAAGGUUCGCAACACUAGCGUCUGCAGAAGAUGCUAUAGCAAAUACAAAAUUCCCAAACUCAGAAAUUGAUGUGGUAAUUAUUCCACCAGAACCCGAUUACCAAACUGACGAAGAGGAGUUUGACGAAGACGAUUUGGUUACAGCUAGUCUUCCCCAAGAUGUUCCGGGAGAAAUUGAAAUAGCGAUGGAGGAUGAUAGCGAUGAAGAAUAUAACAUGCCACUAUCUCAGGUUUGUACUACACUAUCAAAAAAACCAAAAAUAAGUCAGCCCAAGUGGAGUAGCGAACCAGUGGAUUUGAAAAUGACAUCCGCUAAUGGCUACUCUAUUCGUUUGGAAAAAGUACGAGAACAAUUGUCUAGCUGUAAUGUCAUUCAAAUUUUUGAAAAACUGUUUGAUGAACAAGUUGUCAAUCUCCUAGUAGAACAAACCAAUAAAUACGCCACUGCCAGCAAUAAUCACAGCUUUCAAGUUACUGGUGAAGAAAUCAAGAUUUUUGUAGGUGUGCUUCUUUUUAGUGGUUACCAUAAGUUACCUCGUGCCCGUUUAUAUUGGUGUCUGGACGAAGAUGUGAAUGUGCCAUUUGUUUCGAAUUGUAUCAGUAGAAAUAGGUUUGAGGAGAUAAAAAAAUAUAUACACUUGGCAGAUAACACACAGAUUGACAGAAGUGAUAAAAUGUACAAAGUACGACCAUUGAUGAAUUUACUAAAUAAUAAGUUCCAACAGUUCGGGAUUUUUCACGAAUGUUUGUCGAUUGAUGAAGCUAUGGUGCGAUAUUUUGGACACCAUUCUGCAAAGCAGUUCAUCAAAGGUAAACCAGUACGCUUCGGCUAUAAAGACUGGAUGCUAUGUAGCUCCAGUGGUUAUUGUUAUGCCUUUGACACCUACUGUGGUGCUAAGCCAACAAAUAGUGAGGUUGAAAUUCCGAGGUCUACACUUCCCCUGGGAUCGCAGGUGGUAAUUGAUCUUUUAAAAGUUCUCAAAGAACCUACUGAUCACAUCGUGUUUUUUGAUAAUUAUUUCACUAGUUACGACCUGCUCACUACUUUGAGAGGAAACGGUGUACGAGCUACCGGAACAGUGCGAGAGAACCGUACAAAAAAGUGUCCUAUUCUUCCUUCCGCUCAGAUGAAAAAAAAAGACCGCGGUAAUUUCGAUUAUCGUUACGAUAAAGAAAAUUCUCUGCUUUUCGUGAGAUGGCAUGACAAUAGCGUCGUUACAAUGGCGACCAAUUACGACGGCAUUGAACCAAUGUCACAAGUAAAAAGAUGGUCGUCAAAGAAAAAGGAAAAGAUAUCAGUACCCCAACCGAAGCUUUUUCAGACAUACAAUGCAUUCAUGGGAGGGGUGGAUCUUUUAGAUCAGUCAGUCAACGGUUACCGUGUUGCGAUACAUGGCAAAAAGUGGUGGUGGGUUCUUUUCACCCACAUGAUAAACGUCACUGUUGUCAACGCAUGGAGACUAUACCAACUCGCUUUCCCACAAGACCCUAUGGACUUGCUAUUAUUUCAACGAAAUGUUACCCGUCAUUACCUACGGUCUUAUAACAAGUCAAUUCAAAGAAGAUCAACUUCAAGUCGACCAUCCGGUUCAUUACCUAGGAGUUUACUGGACGAUCCAACAGGCCACUUUCCCAAAAAAUUGUCGAAUCAACUACGUUGUAGCGUAUGUCACAGCAGAAUUAGAUGGGCUUGUGAGAAGUGUAAUGUUACUCUUUGUAUUGAGAGAGACUGUUUCAAGAUAUUUCACACGCGGAAAUAA
Photinus pyralis (common eastern firefly) is the source of this 1803-nucleotide messenger RNA. Its product is annotated as piggyBac transposable element-derived protein 2-like. The transcript has a single exon. The record is from RefSeq and is a predicted model, not a curated record. NCBI's taxonomy places the organism in Eukaryota, Metazoa, Arthropoda, Insecta, Coleoptera, Lampyridae. Gene Ontology annotation, molecular function: sequence-specific DNA binding. The coding region runs from base 1 to 1803 and encodes 600 amino acids.